AUGCCCGACAACUCAACAGCGAAUGAGCCUGCACGUUUGACGUCGAGGAAAGGGAAACCCAGUCUCCCUUGCCGGCAAGCAAGAAAUCCAAACCUGCCACGUCGUUACACGGCACCUAUCGAACAAACUGGACGCCCUAUCCGGAUCCCGAAUCCAAGGAACCCCAAUCCUAGCUUUGUCCAACUAUUACCGCCAACAACAAACCACUUGUUCACCUCCACCGCCGGCACUAGAGCCCACGAACCCAUCUUUUACCGCCCUCGUCCAUGCACGUCAACGACCGCUUUUACCAUCCGAUGCCGUAACAAGAGUUCGACGCCCGUUGGACCACUCCUCGAUCGAGAUCGCGACCCCUCGAAAUGCUUGUUGCCCAGCCGCCCAAUCAACCUGUUACGUCUCUGUACCGGAACUGGCUCCUGUCUCGAACGACCCAGGCCUUUUUUUCCCAACAGAACCGUUCUCAGGGUCCGCCGCCUUCGUCUCUUGAGCGAAACAUUUGCCCAGAGUCAACUCUUCUUCGAAAGUCUUUACUUUAUGUCGUGA
Messenger RNA from Colletotrichum tamarilloi, 543 nucleotides. RefSeq lists its product as uncharacterized. The transcript is spliced from 2 exons. NCBI's taxonomy places the organism in Eukaryota, Fungi, Ascomycota, Sordariomycetes, Glomerellales, Glomerellaceae. Bases 1 to 543 code for a protein of 180 amino acids. The record is from RefSeq and is a predicted model, not a curated record.